AUGUAUAAGUGUUUGUGGAAAAACUUUCUCGAAGGGGUUAACAGUGGUCCACCCGGGAAACCGAUCCCAUCGGCCGCAGAACACAAACCUGGUGCUCAACCAGCCCGAGAGUCCUGCAAUCCAUUUCAGUGGAAUCGGAUAACCAGCUUCCCCAUCCCGCAAGACCGAUUUAACGGACAUUCCUUCGUGGGGUCGCUGGAACCUUCAGGCGACAGGUUGCAGAAUCCUAACGACGAGGUACCGUUCCCGACGACGCCACCGGGGACUCCACUCAGGUAUUUCUUGCAUCGGCCAGAAACGCCGCCAUCCUGGGUGGAGCUGGAGCCUCCACCACCAUCUCCAGAGGCUCCAAGAAGACCGGUGGCUGUCGUGAGGCCAAGGGUCCGGGCACAGGAGGUCAGGGCGCCAACACCUCCACCGGAGGUCAGGGUGCCGACAGCUCCACCAGAGGCCAGGGCGCCGACACCACCACCCGGCCCAGAGAGAAGACAGCGACGAAGGCGUCAUCGCCGCCAAGCUGCCAUUAUUUUAAAUAUUAAUUUUUAA
This is a messenger RNA of Leptopilina boulardi, 546 nucleotides long. RefSeq lists its product as uncharacterized. Bases 1 to 546 code for a protein of 181 amino acids. The record is from RefSeq and is a predicted model, not a curated record. Lineage: Eukaryota; Metazoa; Arthropoda; Insecta; Hymenoptera; Figitidae. The transcript has 2 exons.